Molecule: messenger RNA, 4658 nt
Organism: Daktulosphaira vitifoliae (grape phylloxera)
Lineage: Eukaryota; Metazoa; Arthropoda; Insecta; Hemiptera; Phylloxeridae
Exons: 5
Coding region: 2991-4658 (555 amino acids)
Biological process (GO): DNA replication
Molecular function (GO): nucleotide binding; DNA binding; DNA-directed DNA polymerase activity
Source: RefSeq, a predicted model, not a curated record
AAUUUCAACAGCAUAAGUUAACAUAUAUUGGGUUAACAUAUAGGUUAACCCAAUAACUUUCAGUUUCAACUUAGUAUGUGCUAUAUCGUUCAUUUCUGAUCGAUGUUUUAAAUUUUGUCAAUAAAAUUGUCGUGAAAUGAUAAACAUUAUCCUAUUUAUUUAUACACUUUGACAGUGUUUUGUUUUACAUUUAUAUUCUAUUUUUAAAAUGAUUAUAGUCUCGAGCCAUAUUUGUAUGUUUAUAACUUCAGAUAUAUGUUUAUAUGUGGUAUGACUGUAGAGAUUAAACAAACUGAUAAGAGUUAUUCAAAAUUUGUAUUUUAUGACAAACGUACCUAUAUUCGAUACUCACGUAUUACUUUUUAUUUUAUUCUUUAGUCUAUACUCUUUAACUAUUUUAUAAAUACGUAUAUGCACUAAUAAAAAAACUAACAGUGGAUAUACGCCGUAUACCCGCGUAUCACUCAUGAUUUUAUAAGUAUACGCAAUAACAGAAAAACAAAGAAGUGGGUAUACGCCGUAUACCCGCGUAUACGCUCCACGACACCUCUGCUUGUGACAAGUGUGAAAAAGUGUUUGCAUUCAAACAUGGACUGGUACGUCAUCAAAAGAGUCAUGAUGGUAUACGAUUUAAGUGUUAUUUAUGCCCAUCUAGUUUUUCGGCACAAAUGGGCACUCUCGCGUCAUGUUAAGACAAUUCACCGUGAGUAUUAUAAUUGAUUAUUCAGUAAAAUACUAAUAUGAAAAGAGAAAAUAUAUUAGUAGAGUGUUAAUAUAAAUGUAUUAUUUUAGACCUCGUAAAGUAUGGUGUGGACUAUAAUAUUGCUAUAGGAAAUCAUGCUAAUUCGAGAUCUAUGUCAACUAGUGAAAAUGUAAAUGUUGCGGAGAGAAUGCAGGUGGGUCCCAGUACAAUUAGUCCUAAACGUCGCAAACAAAGUAACACCGACAAUUCGAUUAAAAGUAAACGGGUAAAGGCUAAACGAUUACAAGACAUUACGACGAGUGGCUUUCAUAAAACGGGUGAAUCAUUAAAUAGUCAAAUUUUAUGGUUUUACAAAAAGAAUAUUGAAAAUGUAGUCGGUAUCAAUCGUUUUUGUCAGCAACAAGAGGUGAUUUAGUUGAAAAAUUACGUGACUGCCUUAAAGAAAUGGGGCCGAUAAAAUUCAACUUAAAACUAGAGGCGACUUAUACUGUACCGAAUAAUGAAAACAAAUAUGAAAAUCGGCCAUUUAAAACGUCGGCAGCUGAGAUAAUUAAUGAGGACGAUAUUGAUCAUGCUGUGGAUAUUUCAUACACAAAAUUAUUAGAACAGGAAAACUAUGCUGGUAAAGGUAGUAAUUUUUCGUUUUCUAAUAUAGGCGGUAUUUUACUGGGUGUUUACAAAUAUCAGCCUUUAGGCGGGAGUUCUUACAUUGAUUUACCGUAUGAUAUUAAAAACAGAAAUGCUGUAAUAAACCCGCAAAAUAUAGAUCAACAAUGUUUCAAAUGGGCUAUAUUGGCGAAAAAAGUGACUGGUAAUAACAAAUAUAUAGUAGGUUACAACUAUAAGUUUAUAGAAAACUCUUAUAAUUUCUCCGGUUUAUCAUUCCCAACAUCGAUUUCAGUCAAUGUUUACGGACUAAAAUUGAAAGAUUUACAUAAUAAACCCGAAUAUUUAGUUUAUCCGCUGAAAGUAUGCGCUGAAGAACUUAAAGACCAUAUUGAUUUGUUAAUUGUGUCAAACGCCGCGGGUGACAGCCAUUACACUUAUAUUACCGAUUUUGGUCGAUUGGUACAAUCACAAAUAACAAAGAAUACGGCAAAAAGUAUAUUUUGUAAACGGUGUUUCACGGGCUUUAAUAAUGUACCUAAAAAGUAUAAACUACGUGGAGUUGAGGCGCUAGAAGAACAUAAAAAAAUUUGUGGCGAAAACAAACCGUUUUUACCUGUAAUGCCUGAAGAGGGUACUAAAUUAAAGUUCGAGUCAUGGGGCAAAACACAGGAACAUCCAUUUGCAAUUUAUGCAGAUUUUGAAAGUCUGCUGGUCAAGUCCAACAAUGAUAUGAAAGGCAACACAAAUUUUGUUCAUGAACAUGUUGCAAUGAGCUAUGGAUACAUAGUAAAAGCAGCCGACAGUGUACCCAUAAAAUUAUUGCAACAGUAUAAUAUUCAAACGACGCCUAAAAUAUACAGAGGAAAUAAAAGCAGUGAGCCGGAGGAAAUAGUCAAUCGUUUUAUGGAUACGUCAUCCAUAAAACGACGAGCUACGUCAGCUGAAGUGGCGUUGAAAAUUGAAGAGUUGCUCAAGACGAACGUUGAUAUUUGUAUGACUUUAAUUUACUUUAUAAUGAAUGAGUAUAUGUAUGAUAUGAAUGAAUUGAGGAUAUAUACGUUGCUCCAGGGCGGCUUUGACACUUAAUCCGGCUCUGUUUUCAUCUCUGCUACAAUCAUUCUCUGCUCUACAUUCUUAUCAACCACCCAACACUCUGAACCAUAUAUCAUAGCUGGCCUUAUUAUAGUUUGGUAGAAUUUACCUUUCAGCCUCAUUGGAAUUCUUUUAUCGCAUAAGAUACCAGACGCUUCUCUCCAUUUCAACCACCCGCUCACAUUAAACUGAAGAACAUAUAAAGAAAACCUGCUGCGACUUAUGUAAAGGUAGUUUUACAGAGAAUAAUCAUAAAGUAGCAGACCAUGAUCAUUUGACAGGCAAAUCAUAAACAUAACUAUGUUAAAUGUAUAGUAAUUAAAAUAAAAAAUGAAAAUGUACAUUUGUUUCAGGUAAUUUUAGAAAAACGCUUUGUAACAGUUGCAAUUUAAAAUUAACAACGCCCAAGUUUGUUAACGUAUAUUUCCAUAAUCUUAGCUCGUACGACGGACACUUUUUAGUUAAAGCCCUUGGAAGAGAUACUAGUAGAAUAAGUGUAAUACCCGCUACAGAAGAAAAAUAUAUUUCUUUUUCAAAAUUUGUUUCAAACAAAUUUUCGCUAAGGUUCGUCGAUACAUUUCGUUUUAUGAGUACUAGUUUAGCGGCUCUCGCUGAAAAUUUGCGCGCCGCCGACAUAAAAUUAUUCAAAGAAACCGCAAAAGCGUUUUCAUCGGACGGUGACAUUGAUUUGGUGACCCGUAAAGGCGUGUACCCGUAUUCAUACACCUCAAGCUGGGAUGUACUCGAAGAAAAACAAUUGCCGUCAAAAGCCGAUUUUUAUAACGAUCUGUCAGAAACGCAUAUAGAUGAUGCCGAAUACAAACACGCACAAAACGUCUGGCAACAUUUCAAUUGUAAAACCCUCGGUGAGUACUCUGAUCUGUACAUGAAAACUGACGUAACAAUACUUGCGGAUGUUUUUACGAAUUUUCGCAAGUUAUGUUUACUAAAAUAUAAAUUGGAACCGGCAUAUUAUUUUACGAGUCCCGGUUUGUCUUUUGACGCUAUGCUGCUGCAUACGGGCGUUUCACUAGAUCUCAUGAGUGAUUAUGAACAGCAACUCUUUAUUGAGAGAGGAAUACGGGGAGGAAUGACAACUUCGGUGUUGAAACAUGCCACAGCCAACAAUGAAAAAACGCCUAAUUAUGAUAUUAAACAACAAAAAUAUGAAAUUAUAUAUUGGGAUGUCAAUAAUUUGUAUGGUUGGAGUAUGUCUCAACAUAUGCCAUGUGGUGACUUUAAGUGGUUAGACGUGGACGAUGAAACAAAAAUUUUAAAGACUGUGGAAGAGUUACCUGGGGAUUCUCCUAUAGGAAUGGCCCUUGAAGUGACGGUGUCGUACCCGAAAGAGUUACAUGAUGCCCACAACGAAAUGCCGUUUCUACCUGAACGAAAAUGUCCGCCUAAUUCACGGGUCAAAAAACUGUUGUCUACUUUCGAUCGGAAAGAAAACUACGUUAUACACUAUUUAAAUUUAAAACAGGCUAUGGCAAACGGAUUAAAAGUAGAAAAGGUGCAUAAGGUGUUACAAUUUAAGCAGUCGGCCUGGCUAUCAAAAUAUAUACAACUCAACACGGAGAUGAGACAGAAAGCCAAAAAUGAUUUUGAAAAAGACUUUUUUAAAUUAAUGAACAACGCUGUUUUUGGUAAAAUGAUGGAACGUGUACAAUUUAGAACGCAAAUGGAAUUGGUCAAUAAUCCUAAACGAGCGGCUAAAUUAAUUAGAAAGCAUAAUUUCAAACAUUGUACAACGUACAGUGAAAAUUUAUCAGCGUUUGUAUUGGAAAAGAAAAUUAUCGAUUUUUGUAAACCAGUAUACGUAGGUUUCUUUAAUUAUAAAACAGCUCAGCUGAUCAUAGAAAAUAAUAAAUAUCAAUUAACCCCCGGUCUAAUACAGUUAAUAUUUUCAAAACGGCCUAACGCAUACGGUAAAAAUGACUUGGAUGUCUAUAGAGACAUUCUAGUUCAUACUUCUGCGCACUUAACAACGAAUAAAUUAAAAAUUAAGAAAACAAAUGGCUACAAGUAUAAAGAAGUUAUAAGUAAAUUGUUUGUCGAGGGCAGAGGUCUUGAGUUGUCAUUGAAUACAUCGAAUAACUAUAAAUAUUGGAAUAACGCAGACGAGCUCUGCGACCGUCUUAGAUUACUAUUGGCUUCGCAGGCAGCAGGCAAUAAUGCACAUGGUAAUGAAAUUAUAUCAAUUUAUGAAGAAUUAUACGAGGCGGGCAUAAUUAAAAAAAUACCAAAUGUUUAA